ACAUGUCAAUGUGGCUGUCGUGUGAUCAUGUGUACAGUUAACACAAAACAGUUCUUUGUGAAAAGAUAGAAUAAAUAUGGAAGAUGAGCACCUGGUCCAGGUUAAAAACAAUAGCAGCUCCCACUGCACCUUUUUCAACGUAGAGCCGAACGACUAUCGAUGUGAUGUGAUUCUUAAAGUUAAAAGAGCCACAGGGACAUUUUCACUAGUGGCAUGCUUUUUUAUGCUCUUUGCGAUAUGGCUGCUGCGGCGAUAUAACUCUUUGUCUCAGAAAAUGAUAGCCAGUCUGACAGUAGCUGCCUUUUUUGACAGUGUUGCAUAUGUUAUGGGAGAGUCUCAUCCGGAGGGUUCUCUAUGUGAUUUUCAGGCGUGGUGGCUUACAUAUUUUGACUGGAGUGCUCUGGCCUGGGUGUGUCUUAUUACUCUCAAUCUCUACCUGAACCUGGUGAGAGAAAUUAGAACUGAACAUUAUGAAAUACCAUACCAUGUGGUGGCAUGGGGGGUUCCUCUGCUAAUGUCGAUCCUCCCUCUGCUUUCUGGAUACUAUGGUCCUGCUGGAGCCUGGUGUUGGAUCACAGAUGACCAUGUUGCCUGGAGGUUUGGCAUAUGGUACAUCCCCCUGUUUACCCUCAUUAUCCUCAUGAUCUGCUGUUACGCUCGAAUCAUCUGUGUGGCCAAUGAGAGGAUGCGUUCCUGGUUGGGCACCUUUAACCCAGAAAGAGAGAGGAGGAAGAUGUCUUUAGCUGAAGAGAUCAGACCGUUAAAGUGGUAUCCCUCUGUUUAUCUGCUCGUAUCUGUCUUCCCCCUUAUAAAUCGAGUUCAUAAUGCUGCUUACCCAGAGGACCCUGUGUUUUCUUUGACUUUACUGCACGUGCUCAGUGCUCCAUUACAUGGUCUUGCCAAUGCUCUCGUUUUUGGUAGAGACACCUGGAGUCAACUGAGUACCACAGGAAUAAAGAUGGCGCUUCAGUCUCGGCUGUGUGAUCGCACUAGGAUUGGAGAGUACCAUCCAACGACUAUAAGAUACACACAUGACCUCGACACACACUCCGACUCAGAUGACGAGGACAGCAAUGUUCUCUUUUAUAGUCCAAACAUGACUCUGAAAGACAGAGGACCCUGGGAGAGUGUUUAGGAAGCAGUGUGUGUGUGUUGGGAUGUUUAUUUACACUCCUUGCCUUUAAAAACUUAAUUCAGUGUUAAAAUAUUGCCGUUUUGUGUCAACACUUUAAUUAAACUGAGUAGUACAGUGACGGUCUGUCCUUCAGUGAUGAGUAGAUUAUUUGUACUGUAUUAUUUAGAGAAAGCUUUUAAAACUGGAGCUGUUUACCACCUCAGAAUAAUAUGUCUUGUAUAUAAUGAAAGACUCGCUUUUAUAUAUCAUUCUAUAGCACAUUUCAGACAUAUGAUAUACUUACAGAGAUUUAACCUGUAGGCCUAAGAUUUGUGCAUGUUUCAUUGUUAUAUUUAUGAAAGAAAAUGCUAUAUUUUUGUAUUGGCUGCAGAAUCUACAAAUUUUUAAUAAAAAUAAAACA
Messenger RNA from Triplophysa rosa, 1535 nucleotides. RefSeq names its product cyclic AMP receptor-like protein A. Gene Ontology annotation, cellular component: plasma membrane. Gene Ontology annotation, biological process: adenylate cyclase-activating G protein-coupled receptor signaling pathway; cell surface receptor signaling pathway. The coding region runs from base 77 to 1135 and encodes 352 amino acids. The transcript is spliced from 13 exons. The record is from RefSeq and is a predicted model, not a curated record. Lineage: Eukaryota; Metazoa; Chordata; Actinopteri; Cypriniformes; Nemacheilidae. Gene Ontology annotation, molecular function: cAMP binding; G protein-coupled receptor activity.